AGGAUUGUAUUGACAUGUUUUCUUCUUCAAAGUCUUUGGACCGCAUUUUUUCUAUCGUCUGGCAGCAGAAUGUGGUUCAAAGCUGUAGUGAUUUUAGCAGUGGGUUUUGUUGUCUUUUGUCUCGUACAAACAACUGAGGCGCACCAACAGAGUGCGAGAAAAAAGGUUGUUAAUCCAACGAAAACACCAACUACACUGUCUGAUGUGGUUAACAUGUUGAGGAAUCUCGAAAAAAGAAUAAUUCAGAUUGAAUCACAACGUUCUUUGCUGCUUCGAGGUAGAGAUGAUCGCGAUGGCCCACCAGGAAAACCUGGUAAAGAUGGACGCGAUGGGCGAGAUGGUUUACCAGGUCCACCAGGCUUGACAGGAGAGCCUCGACGUCAAGGGGUGCGAGGUCCACCAGGACCCAAGAGUGGUGGAGUACAGUACGUUCGAUGGGGAAGAACCAUCUGCCCUUACAAUGCUACUCUUCUUUACAAAGGACGUAUUGGAGGAGAACACUAUAGUCAUUCAGGUGGAGGUGCUAAUUACGUGUGUCUUCCUGAGACCCCCAAAUAUGGAAGGUACAAAGAUGGCCACCAGAACGCUGGAUACAUGUACGGUACAGAGUAGGAAGUGAACACAUUCAACCCGUUUAACACAAGUAAUCUUCAUGAUCAUGAAGCCCCGUGUGCUGUGUGCUUUGUUAAAGCAAAAAGUACCAAGAUAAUGAUCCCUGCGACUUACGAGUGUCCGGCGGAAUGGAGAAGAGAGUACCAUGGAUAUCUGAUGUCCGACCUUUAUAAUCAUGCACAUCCUACCCACUAUAUCUGUGUUGACAAUGACGCAGAGGCUGUACCAGGAACUCAUGAGGACCUCAAUGGUGCCCUGUUGUAUCCCGUGGGAGGUGUGUGUGGUUCUCUACCCUGUCAUCCAUAUGUUAACGGACGAGAACUGACAUGCGCAAUGUGAACGUGUACCAAGUGA
This is a messenger RNA of Actinia tenebrosa (Australian red waratah sea anemone), 966 nucleotides long. RefSeq lists its product as uncharacterized. The record is from RefSeq and is a predicted model, not a curated record. NCBI's taxonomy places the organism in Eukaryota, Metazoa, Cnidaria, Anthozoa, Actiniaria, Actiniidae.